Messenger RNA from Syzygium oleosum, 2526 nucleotides. RefSeq names its product palmitoyl-acyl carrier protein thioesterase, chloroplastic-like. NCBI's taxonomy places the organism in Eukaryota, Viridiplantae, Streptophyta, Magnoliopsida, Myrtales, Myrtaceae. Gene Ontology annotation, molecular function: fatty acyl-[ACP] hydrolase activity; acyl carrier activity. Gene Ontology annotation, biological process: fatty acid biosynthetic process. The transcript is spliced from 6 exons. Bases 604 to 1884 code for a protein of 426 amino acids. The record is from RefSeq and is a predicted model, not a curated record.
UAAGAGACUCCUCUUCUUUGUUUAAGUCAUUUUUUGGUUUUCUAGUGAAAGAUGGACUUGACUUGCUUCUUACUUCUGUGUUCGACUUUCUGAACAAAAACUACUUUCCAAUGACCACAUCAGUACGCAAAGUUCAUGCACCACCAUAUAGCAGCUAUGUUCUUAUUUGAGUUCAUCUCCUUUUUUUUCCUUUCUUUAAUUUUGCUUCAGUUAUUGCUAUGCUGCAGAAUUUGUUUGGAACUGAACUCUGUUCAGGACGAAGCUUAUAUCUGUUAUCAUUAUGCCAAGUAUUAAUUCUUUUUUCCUGGGGUGGGUGUACCUCACGAGUUCUCUUGUCAAAGCUUGAACUUUAGCAGAUUGGGUGGCACGACAACUCUGCUUUAUAGACUAAGUUCAUGUUCGCAGAUUGUUCCAAUAACAAAUCAUGCCUUCCCCUUACUUACUUUCCACAUUAUUGUUAUGAUUCAGAUGUCGUAUCGCCCUCGCAGUACCACAUGUAGAAUAAACUGAAACUUUCAUACUUCUUCAUAGAAGUGUUCAAUUGAUCCAGCUUAUGAAGAAGAAAAUCACAUAAAACACCACUCGGUUCUCAUCAGUAUAUCCAUGGCAUCUACUUGGACAUCGACGGCGACAAUUUUACCUUCUAUUUCCUCAUCAACUUAUGCAUCAGUGAAUUUGAAUUGUUGGGUAAGAACAUGUAAACAAAGCAAGUUUGGAAAAGAGGCGAAUUCAGCUCCUCCCAGAAGUUGGACACUUGCAGCACGAGUCCAAUUUCGUCUCAGAAAGAGCGAACUACAUGUCAACCUAGUCAAAUCAGCGCAGAAUGUGAAGCAUGAAAAUGACACGGCACUUCUUCCUGAGGGGAAAAUCACCAAGCCUCCGCAUUUCAGUAGUGUGCUUCUUUCCAUUAUCAACAGGGUAGCUAAGUCAGUAUCAAUACUUUCUUAUAUAAAAGGUAGGCAACGCGACAUUAAACUCAACCUGUUCGAGGGAAGAAUGCUGCAGGGUGGGCUUGUUUUCCGCCAAAGUUUCCCGGUUAGAUCAUACGAGGUAGGCACUGAUUAUAGAGCAACCAUGGAGGCCCUAAUGAGCUACUUGCAGGAAACGGCACUGAACCACUGCAAGAGCGUGGGGUUACUGGCUGAUGGUUUUGGUUGCACACCAGAGAUGUAUAAAAGGAACCUAGUGUGGGUGAUACGUCGGAUGCAGAUCGUGGUCGAUACCUAUCCUCUCUGGAACAGUGUUAUUGAAGUAGACACUUGGACAUUUGCAUCUGGGAGGAACGGUUUGCGGCGAGAGUGGUUCAUUCGUGAUCCGAAAACCGGAAAAACCAUGGCUAAAGCAAUAUGGGAAACAGUCAUGAUGAACAAGGAAACAAGGAGACUCUCAUAUUUCAAAGAGGAGAUAAGAAGGGAGAUAGACGUUCAUACAGUGAACUGCAGUCCUAUCGUCGAUAUGGACGACGCGAAACUGCGGCGACUCGAUGCAGGGACAGCAGAUUACGUUCGAACAGGGUUGGCUCCAAGAUGGAACGAUCUGGACGUCAACAAUCACGUGAACAAUGUCAAGUACAUCAACUGGAUUCUUGAGGGCGUUCCUUACUCGAUACUGGAGAACUACGAGCUUCACGCCGUGAAUCUAGAGUACCGGAGAGAAUGCUGGAGAGAUAGCUUGUUGCAGUCCCUAUCGACUUUGGUAAGAGAUGGCCCUGGACACUCCGAGGAGAACGGAGGGAUUGAAUUUGAUCACCUGCUGCUUCUUGAAAAUGGAAUAGAGAUCGCACGGGCCAGGACCAAAUGGAGGCCGAGAAUCGCCGAAGUGCCGAGGACUCACCUCGGAUGUCGGGAGGAGUCAGCUCGAUCUCAAGGUCGACAUCAGGCAUAACUAACGUAUCCUGGGGAUUUCACCUGACGAGAUCAUACAGCUCGUCAUAUCAAUGCUGUUCUGUCAGGACUGCUUAAACAGAAACGAAAAAGGAAAUGAGGAAAUUUCAAUUGGCGUAGUACGUUUCACGUGUAUCAUGAAGAGAGAAUCCAUUCACAAUCUCGGCCAGCGCCAAUGAGAUAGCUACUGCUUAUCUUUCUUGAGCAAACAACAACCUUGCCGGUGAACCAGCCAUGUUUCAACUAGUCAUAUGCACCUUUCGUUUUCCUUUUGUCUUAGAAGUUCAGUUUUGUUUAACAUAAAACUAUAGAAGUGAAGUUAAAAACCGUCCCAAUCCGUAGUGAUCAGGUGUCCUGCUAAAUUUUGGCAUCUCUACCGACAUCGAUAUGAUGGAGGCGCCUGAAUAUCCAAAAGGUGAAAUUGUCUCGUGAUGGACCAAAGCGUUUGUUUCCGCACAUUGGGUGUAGCCUUACGCGUUGCAUAUGGACGGGGUGGUUGUGCGUGCGUCCGAGUUAGAAGUUCGAAUUAUCCGGGUCAUUAAAUAGAAAAGAAAAGCCCGUGUAAACAUUUCUUUUUCAGAGAGGUUAAGCAACAGCCAUUCAUCAAUACCAAUUCUUGUAGGUUCAUGCAAAUUUUUAUUGA